AUGCCUGCGGCAAGUUCGUCUUCAAACAAAAAACCACCGUCAAUGCGGGCGUUGACGGCAAGGUUGAAGGAAAUACAACUAUCCUUCAGCGAUAUUUGGCGGUUUGUACAAUCUUUCAAGGAGUCUAACACGGUUACUGAUAUCGAAGUACGCCUUGGUAAGUUGGAAGAAUUGUGGGAAAGCUUCAGUGAUACCUUUGUUGAAAUCCUAUCCCACGAUGACUACAACGCCGAAGGGUCGGCGUACGAGAAGGAGCGAAUGGAAUUCAGUGACAACUAUUACGAGGUCAAGACCUUCUUAAUGGACAAGGUCAAGGAGCUUCAGGAACCCCAGGUUUUGGAGCAGUCUCUUCGAGCAGGUGAUGGUUUGCCGCAUGGGACCUCAGACCACGUCCGCCUUCCACAAAUUAAACUUCAAACAUUCAAUGGUGACGUGGACGAAUGGUUGAGCUUCCGGGACUUGUUCACUUCGCUUAUACACUGGAAGGUGGACCUACCAGAGGUGGAGAAGUUCCACUAUUUGAAGGGGUGUCUUCAAGCGGAGCCUAAAAGCUUGAUCGACCCACUCCAAAUCACCAAAGCCAAUUAUCAGGUGGCAUGGGAAAUGCUGUUGAGGCGAUACAACAACAGCAAGCAAUUGAAGAAGCGGCAGGUGCAGUCGCUCUUUAAUCUACCUACACUCUCCAAGGAAUCAGUCACAGAUCUUCACGUUCUCGUUGAAGGCUUCGAAAGAAUCGUGCAGACUCUCGAUCAGGUGAUUCAACCGGCGGAUUAUAAGGACUUGCUGUUGGUCAACAUUCUCACUGCUAGACUGGAUCCGGUCACUCGACGGGGGUGGGAAGAGGUCUCCGCUUCAAGGGAGAAUGAUACGCUGGUAGAUUUGUCGGAUUUUCUGCGGCGUAGAAUCCAGGUUUUGGAUUGCUUACCGUCAAGAGCGGUUGACACUAGGGGUGUUCAACAGGCAGCGCAACAACUGAAGCCGAAACAGCAACCAGUGAGGACCAGCUAUAGUUCGACCCAAGCGUCUGGGGGGCGCUGUGUAUCCUGUUCAGCGGAUCACCUAUUGUACCAGUGUAGCGCUUUUCAAAAGAUGGCCGUAACGGACAGAGAUGCACUGUUGAAGGUUCAUGCGCUCUGUCGGAAUUGCUUCAGGGCAGGACACCAGGCAAGGGAUUGCCAAUCUAAAUUCUCUUGUCGAAAUUGUAAGGGUCGUCACCACACACUGGUCUGCUUUAAGUCGGAGAGAAAUAAGGAUUCUAAGGUUACAGCAGCUGCUGCGAGCAGUAAACCACCAAUUUCCAAGGAACCAACAACCUCUACUUCAACCCAAGUGGCUAAUGUGGCUGCAACUGAUGUCCUGGUGUCUGGUGCGACUCACCAGUAUUCUUCUAAGGUGUUACUGGCUACAGCAGUUGUUUUGAUUGAGGACGGGGAAGGUAAUCGACUUCCCGCUCGCGCCCUUCUGGAUUCGGGCUCGGAAAGUAACUUCAUUACGGAGCGGUUAAGUCAACGGUUAAAGAUAUUUCGUGAUCGCGUGGAUAUAUCAGUCCUCGGAAUUGGACAAACUGGAACCAAGGUUAAGCACAGGUUACGUGCGGUGAUCCGGUCACGUAUAUCUUCAUUUUCUCGAGAGUUGGGUUUAUUAGUUCUACCCAAGGCUACGGUCAACCUUCCAACCUCUACUCUCAACACGGAUAGAUGGAUAAUACCGGAUGGGAUUCAACUUGCAGAUCCUGCAUUUUUCGAGUCUAGCGCAGUGGACCUCGUGCUCGGCAUCGAAUCCUUCUUCGACUUUUUUGAAACCGGUCGAAGAAUUUCCAUUGGGGAAGGCCUACCGACUCUCAACGAGUCCGUGUUCGGAUGGGUUAUAUGCGGCGGCGUUUCGGUUUCAACCCAAGCCCUACACAUUAAUUGCAACGUAUCUACAUUGGAUGGGCUUGAUGAGUUGAUGUAUCGCUUUUGGUCUUGUGAGGAGGUAGAGUCUGGUAAGGCUCACUCACUGGAGGAGAAACGCUGCGAGGAGCUUUUUCUACGUACUGUUCAAAGAAAUCCAGACGGUCGGUACACCGUCGCUUUACCCAAGAAUGAAGACGUACUUUCACGGUUGGGCGAGUCAAGGGACAUCGCAAUCCGACGGCUUCAGGGAACAGAACGUAGGCUGGCAAGAGACUCAUCACUACGGGAUCAGUACGCUGCCUUCAUGGAGGAAUACCUAGCGCUGGGGCACAUGAGUAAGGUCGACAAUGUUUCUGCAGGAUCAGUCAAACGGUGCUAUCUACCGCACCACCCGGUGGUCAAGGAAUCGAGCACUACCACCAAGGUUCGCGUGGUCUUCGAUGCUUCUUGUAAGACCUCUUCGGGAGUAUCGCUCAACGAUGUGUUGCUGGUUGGGCCAGUGAUACAGGAGGAUCUACGAUCAAUAAUCUUACGAAGUCGGACCAAACAGAUCAUGCUCGUGUCCGACGUGGAGAAAAUGUUCCGGCAGAUCAACGUAAGCCCACAAGAUCGACCACUUCAGUGUAUUCUUUGGCGUGCCACGCCAACAGACAAGAUUGACACUUAUGAGCUGAAUACAGUUACGUAUGGUACCAAACCAGCACCGUUUUUGGCUACCAGAACGAUUCAACAGCUGGCUGUAGAUGAGGAGAACCACUUUCCACUUGCUGCAAGGGCGCUCACCGAAGACACGUACAUGGAUGAUGUGAUCACUGGCGCAGACGAGGUCGAUACAGCACUGAAGCUACGAAAGCAGCUGGAAACGAUGAUGUCAAGGGGAAGAUUUCGAUUACGAAAGUGGGCAUCGAACUGCCCUUCAGUGCUAGAAGGUAUUUCCGAGGAGGAGCUAGCAAUACGGACUUCGGAUGGAAUCGAUUUGGACCCAGACCCGACAGUUAAAACCUUAGGAUUGGCAUGGAUGCCAAUCACGGAUACGUUAAAGUUCCAAUUCACGAUUCCCACCCUGGACACUGCAACACCGCUAACUAAACGCUAUGUGUUGUCUGUGAUUGCCACUCUAUUUGACCCUUUGGGGCUUUUGGGAGCUGCUAUUACGUCGGCGAAGAUUUUUAUGCAGCUAUUGUGGACGUUACGAGACGAAACCAAUAACAGAUUAGGUUGGGACCAGCCACUACCUCCAACGGUGGGUGAGUCCUGGAAAAGAUACCACGAACAACUUCCGCUUUUCAACCAACUCCGGAUUGAUCGUUGCGUGAUCAUACCGGAAGCCUUUAAGAUCGAGAUUCACUGCUUCUCGGAUGCCUCGGAGAAAGCUUACGGCGCAUGUCUGUACUUGAAGAGUCAGAAUGCAAAAGGGGGGUUUAGAGUCCGACUGCUAUCCUCCAAAUCAAAGGUUGCUCCUCUGAAGUGCCAAACUAUACCUAGACUGGAGCUCUGCGGUGCUCUUUUAGCAGCCCAGCUAUAUGAGAAGGUCAAGCAAUCGAUUAGGAUACCUACAAAAACCUUCUUCUGGACUGAUUCGACAUGUGUCUUACGGUGGCUUCAAGCGACUCCAACCACAUGGACUACAUUCGUCGCUAAUCGAACGGCGAAAAUUCAAACAAUUACGGAGGGCUGUCAAUGGGGACACGUCCCAGGAGUUCAAAACCCAGCAGAUCUGAUAUCUAGAGGAAUCAGUCCGGAAGAUAUUCUUAAGAACACCUACUGGUGGCAAGGUCCAUGCUGGUUGGAGAAGGAGCAGCAUGAAUGGCCAAAAAAUCUCGUGGAUCAACCGAUAGACGAGGGAGAGGAAGAGAAGCGACGCACGGUGGUUGCUGCAACUGUUUCCGUUCACGAGAAGUUCAACCAAGAAUAUAUAGCUAAAUUUUCAACGUAUAGUGAUCUCAUUCGCCGUACUGCAUACUGGUUGCGAUUGAUGAAUCUUCUACGAGUACCAGCAAGGGAUCGAAAUUGCGCAGCAUUUCUUACCACGGACGAAUUGAGGCAGGCGGAGAACACACUGAUCCGUCGAGUGCAGAAAGAGGUCUUUGCAGAUGAGUGGAAGGCCCUAUCCAAGGGUACUGCAGUUUCAAGGGGAUCCCCGAUACGUUGGUACAACCCAUUUAUUUCGAAUGAUGAGCUAAUCAGACUAGGAGGACGAUUGCGGCACUCUCUCGAAUCGGAGAACACCAAACAUCCAAUCGUUUUACCCGCACAACACCAGUUUACUCGAUUGAUUUUACGAUACUACCACGAGCGACUACUCCACGCUGGCCCGCAGUUGUUAUUGGGAGUAGUCAGGCUCAAGUUUUGGCCAUUGGGGGGUAGAAGUGUUGCAAGACACAUCGUGCAUAAAUGCCAACGAUGCUUUCGUUCAAAACCAACACUAGUUCAACAAUUUAUGGGAGACCUACCAGCCUCACGAGUUACGGUGUCCCGCCCGUUUUCCCGUUCCGGAGUUGACUAUUUUGGCCCUGUCUACAUAAGGCCUGUUCCGCGACGAGCAGCAGUUAAGGCAUACGUAGCCAUUUUUAUUUGCCUUUGCACCAAGGCUGUUCAUUUGGAGCUCGUUACAGACCUUUCUACCAACCGGUUUCUUCAAGCACUGCGACGAUUUGUGUCCAGGAGAGGACGAUGCACGGACAUGUAUUCCGACAACGGAACCAACUUUGUUGGUGCGCGAAACCAAUUGCAAGAGUUCCUCAAGAUGCUGAAGAAUCGCGAUCACUAUGAUGCAGUGUCUAAGGAAUGUGCGAAAGAAGGAAUUCAAUGGCACUUUAAUCCGCCAAGCGCACCCCAUUUCGGGGGCCUCUGGGAAGCUGCAGUUCGUUCGGCCAAGCAUCACCUGCUAAGGGUAGUAGGUGAAACACCUGUGUCUCCAGAGGAUUUCGUUACAUUGCUGGCUCAGGUGGAAGGAUGUCUGAAUUCCCGACCUUUAACACCAAUGUCUGACGAUCCCAACGAUCUAGAACCACUGACGCCAGCGCAUUUUCUCAUCGGUUCGUCUAUCCAUGCUAUACCAGAACCAGAUCUAGCUACGGUACCAGUUAAUCGACUCAACCACUGGCAACUCAUCCAAUGCAAGCUGCAAGCCUUUUGGACUAGAUGGCGUAGGGAAUACCUCAGUCAGUUGCAAGCGAGGACGAAGCGAUGGAAACCAGCAAGUUCCAUUGAGGUGGGAAGGCUAGUAGUCAUCAGGGAAGACAACCAACCUCCCAUGAAAUGGAAGAUGGGAAGAAUUUGCGAGGUUCAUCCAGGUGCAGAUGGAGUGGUGAGAGUAGUCACCCUAAGGACAGCCACAGGACUGCUUUCUCGACCGGUGGAAAAGAUUUGCAUCCUACCACUCUCGGAUGAAGACACUGGACCCGAUGCACCAAAAACGUCCAACUGA
This is a messenger RNA of Topomyia yanbarensis, 5325 nucleotides long. RefSeq lists its product as uncharacterized. Gene Ontology annotation, biological process: DNA integration. The record is from RefSeq and is a predicted model, not a curated record. Gene Ontology annotation, molecular function: nucleic acid binding; zinc ion binding. The transcript has a single exon. Lineage: Eukaryota; Metazoa; Arthropoda; Insecta; Diptera; Culicidae. The coding region runs from base 1 to 5325 and encodes 1774 amino acids.